This is a messenger RNA of Agrilus planipennis (emerald ash borer), 771 nucleotides long. It is a transcript of the gene ODA-Dnal1, whose product is annotated as dynein light chain 1, axonemal. Bases 192 to 752 code for a protein of 186 amino acids. Lineage: Eukaryota; Metazoa; Arthropoda; Insecta; Coleoptera; Buprestidae. The transcript has 4 exons. Gene Ontology annotation, molecular function: protein kinase binding. The record is from RefSeq and is a predicted model, not a curated record. Gene Ontology annotation, cellular component: cytoplasm.
CUUACUAAUCUCGCACUAAAAAUAGGCGGUUCCAAAAAUUUGUCUCAUAUCUCCUACCCUUCUUUUUCUUUGUCAAAAACAAACCUUUUUGAUAAAAGGAAUUUAAAAGUUUGAAAAAUUUGAAGUGGUUGCUACGGAUACUGUAGUUGUUUGGUUAAUAAAUUGACCUUUUUGGCGAACUACUAAUUAAAAUGUCUAAAGCUACAACGAUUAAAGAUGCUCUUAAACGAUGGGAAGAACGAUUUCCUGAUAAAGAUAUUACCGAAGCCACAGAAGUGGGAUUACAAUUCCAGUGGCCACCAAUAGAAAAGAUGGACAAUUCGUUAGGAGUUCUAAAUAAUUGUCAAAAACUGAGCUUAUCUACAAAUAUGAUCGAGAAAAUAGCUGGUGUUAGCACACUAAAAAAUCUAAAAAUACUGGCCCUGGGUAGGAACUAUAUUAAAAACUUUGUCGGAUUGGAAGGCAUCGGAGAUACUUUGGAAGAAUUGUGGGUGUCUUAUAAUUUAAUUGAAAAGCUUAAAGGAAUAGACGUUUUAAAAAAUUUAAAAGUUCUUUAUAUUAGCAAUAACUUAAUAAAAGAAUGGGCUGAAUUUAACAAGCUUCAGCAGUUGCCCAAAUUAGAAGAUUUGCUAUUUUGUGGUAAUCCAUUGUAUGAAAAUAUGGACGAAACAGCUUGGAAAAAUUCGGCAAUUAAUAAAUUACCUCAUCUGAAGAAGCUAGAAGGAGAGCCAGUAUUACGCGAUGAAGAAUAAAAGUAAAGAUUUUUUUGGA